AUGGAGGUAAAGCCGGUGGUUGCAGUGGUUACACAGAAGCUGACAGACACCUUGAAUGACGAAUCGGUAGCCGAUAACAAGGUCAUGAUACAUCAACUCAAAGGCGUCAUAAAGUCUCUUAAGAAGCUCCAAAGCUUCUCUGAAGAAAAGGGCGAUUCAGAUGCAUCCCAGAGGGCAACAGACCAUCUUCGUGUUCUUUAUGAGGUUGAAGACGAAGUUGAGAAAUUCACCUUCCGAUUUGCUCAACAGAGAAAGAAGUUUGGUUUCUUAAUGAAAAUAACCUUCUUCUUCAACAAUCUUAACUCCUGUCGUAGGCUCAAACGGAAGAUCAAGAAAAUUCAGACUCAGAUUCCCGCUUCUCCUCGAGACGUGUCUGUUAGAACAAACAGUUCAUUGUCCCAGCAGAACUCAGUGACAACCGUUUCUGAUGACAUUGACACCACCGGAGAAGAAUAUCAGAACGAUGAUGAAGAUGAUUUCAGCUACGAAACACAUCCCCUGACGCAGAAGAGUUCCUCGCAUGUUUGGGUAAUUUCAGAAAUCCCAAGUAGCCCUAGCCCUAAACGGGGGCUUUUGACUCGGUCUUUCACAAUGAUCCCGCAUCUGGAGAAGAUUCAGAUAUCGUCGAGUUUCUCUAAUCAAGAAGAAGAACUCGGGAUUUUCGGGCUUGAUGAUGACAUCAAAAGCUUGGUGAAAUGGGUGACGCAACAACAUGAAAGGAACGUUUCUAGAUUCAUCGACGGAAUCAACAUUCCGGUGAAAAAACAGUCGAGGAAAAAUGAAAUUUUUGUCCCGAUUGUUGGUAAAUUAGGUUCAGGAAAGACCACUCUUGCUCGUGCAGUUUAUAGAAACAGAAAGAUCAAGGAUCACUUUGAACUCCAUGAUUGGGUUUCUGUAACAGAAGAGUAUACAGCAGAUCGUAUCUUGCACAGUGUGUCGAAGAAGGUGGGUUUGGUUAACGAGAAUGGAAAUCAAAAUCAAAGUCUCCUCGAUCACCUCAAGGGUAAGAAGUACCUGAUUGUGAUAGAUUGUGUCGGGAGUCGUGGUGUGGUGGAAGAUCUGAUAGAAGCUUUUCCUGACGAAAAUAAUGGAAGUAAGGUAAUCUUCACCUCUCGUGAAGUUUGGAGAAAUCGAGAGAUGAACAUCAAUCCCCAUAUCUUGCAACCAUUAAACGCAAAGGAAAGCUGGAGUUUGUUUCUGAAGAAGGCUGGAAAGGAAAAGGAGGCUGAUCAAAAUCAAAUCCACCCGAUGACAAGAGGUAGGAUCUUGAAUAUCUGCAGAGGUCUCUCUCUGAAUAUCGUCCUCAUUGCUAAAUUGCUAUCCACUAAGAGCAUAGCAAGAUGGUCCUCUGUAAUUGUUCUUAAUCAAUAUUCUGACGACGACGUUUUGAGCCUAUGUUAUAAUGACCUUCACAUCCAGAAAAAGUUAUGCCUUUUAUACCUCUCUCUUUUCCCAAAAGAUUACGAUAUUCCAGUACGAAGGUUGCUCAGGCUAUGGCUUGCUGAAGGAUUUGUGAAGAAAAGGUUUGUGAAGAAAGGAUCCGAAGAAAUCUCCCCUGAAGAUUUAGUACAGGAAUAUUUCGAUAAUUUGGUUGAUCGGAGUAUGAUUGAGAUAACCAAAUUUAGGUCCGACAACAGCCCUAGACAUUGCCGUUUAGUCUCUGUUUUUCACGACUACCUGCUACCAAAGGCUCAAGACAUCAGCCUCUUCUACAUCCACCGCAAUUCAGAAUCUCUUGAAGAUGCUGCAAAUCCGUUUGGUGUUCGUCGGAUGGUUCACCACAUGACAACCACCGGAGCCGCCGCCGCCACCACCAGAAGGGCACAUUCCGAGGAAGAAGACGCCACUCUCUCUUCUUCUCCGAGUUCCCUUUCUUGUUUCUUUCCAAGUUGCAGAGAAAAUAUAGAUGCCUCCGAUCUCCAGCAAUCACAGCCUCAUAGUUCCACUUUUGAUCCCUCUCUUUUGAGGUCUUAUGUGUCGUUUAACUUCCAACGUAAGGACAUGCCAGAAAGAGAAGUUGGAAUACUUUUGGGGAGAAUUAUCAACAGUCGGUUUGGAUUAUUGAGGGUGCUUGAUCUAGAAGGUGUUUGCAAACCUAAUCUGCCUGAGAAACUCGGUCAAUUGUGUCAUCUGAGGUACCUAGGGCUGAGAUGGACGUUCUUAGAGAGUCUCCCUGAAUCUGUGGGUGACCUGACUUAUCUAGAAACCCUAGAUGUGAAGCACACUUGUGUAGAUACUUUACCCGACUCCAUUUGGAAGCUGAAACACCUUCGUCAUCUCAAUCUGAACAACAUUCGACUUGCCAUGCCACCUAGCAGUUCUUCGAGUCUCCUCACGCUAUGGGGAUUGGUUUUAGAUGAGAAGAUAUCAGUAAACGAGGGUUUGGGGAAGUUGCUUGAUCUUAAAGAGUUGGGGAUUAAGUUUAACCUAAGCAAAAGCCAAGGCGUAUUGCUUGAAUGGAUUGCAAAAUUGAAAAAUCUUCAAUCGUUGAGGUUAAUAUCUGUAGAUGACAUGGGUCGACCUUCGAGGCUAGAUCUGAAACCACUACGGGAUUUGGAGAAACUUUCUCAUCUUAAUCUGUAUGGGAAUUUAGAAAGAUUACCUGCUCCGAUUGAAUUCCCUCCAACAGUUAGGGUUCUUACGCUGUCAGUCUCUCGGCUAGACAAUGAUCCGAUGGAGACAUUGGAACAACUGCCUUCGUUGAUGGUGUUGAGGCUUUUGGGGGAUUCGUACAUAGGAAAAAGAAUGGUUUGUCAUGGAGGAGGAUUUAAGAAGCUUGAGGUGUUGAAGCUGUGGAAGCUGAAUGAUUUGGAGGAAUUGGAUGUGGAGGAAGAAGCAAUGGAGAGACUCAAAGAACUAGACAUCAGACGAUGCCAUAACUUGAACGACAUCCCUUGUAGAUUGCUGCAAAAACAGAGGUGCUUGGAGGAAUUGAUAUUGACAGACAUGCCGGAUGAUUUCGUGGAGAGGAUCAAGAAAAGAAAAUCAAAGGAUACAUCUAUGACAAUCAACCCUUGGAAACUUGCUCCAUAG
Messenger RNA from Lactuca virosa, 3033 nucleotides. The record is from the annotation of a GenBank genome assembly. NCBI's taxonomy places the organism in Eukaryota, Viridiplantae, Streptophyta, Magnoliopsida, Asterales, Asteraceae.